AGGCUGGCGAGCGCAAUGUGGCAGAGCGGCGGCAUGGGCACCCAUGCGGCCAACAACCCGUGGAUGAAGCUGAUGGGCAUCGUCCACAAGGAACGGAGGCACCACGAUUCGGGGUCCACCGCCGCCGCUGCCGCUUCUGGGGUGCAGGGUUCAGCGACCACCGGCAGCAACGAUCGAACGCUCAAUCAAUCGCUGCCGAAACUCAGCAGCCAGGACGAGGAUGGGACGAAUCCCCACACCCAAUACACAGGCGUCACACAUUUCGAGCCCAUACCGCACGAUCAUGAUUUCUGUGAGAGGGUCGUCAUCAACGUGAGCGGGCUACGGUUUGAGACACAGCUGCGUACGCUGAACCAAUUUCCGGACACGCUGCUCGGCGAUCCGACACGGCGGCUUCGAUACUUCGAUCCGCUACGCAACGAAUAUUUCUUCGAUCGGAAUCGACCUUCCUUCGAUGCUAUACUCUACUACUAUCAGAGCGGCGGCCGUUUACGCCGCCCGGUCAACGUCCCGCUUGAUGUCUUCUCCGAAGAGAUCAAGUUCUACGAGCUGGGCGAGUUGGCGACUAAUAAGUUCAGGGAAGACGAAGGCUUCAUCAAGGAGGAGGAAAAGCCGCUGCCGUCGCACGAGUUUCAGAGGAAGGUCUGGCUGUUGUUUGAGUAUCCGGAGAGCUCGCAAGGCGCCAGGGUGGUUGCCAUAAUCUCCGUGUUCGUCAUCCUCCUGUCAAUCGUGAUCUUCUGCCUGGAGACGCUGCCCGAGUUCAAGCACUACAAGGUCUUCAACACGACGACGAACGGCACGAAGAUCGAGGAGGACGAAGUGCCGGACAUCACGGACCCGUUCUUCCUAAUAGAGACUAUUUGUAUCAUCUGGUUCACAUUCGAGUUAAUAGUGCGCUUCCUCGCCUGCCCAAACAAAUUCAACUUCUUCCGUGACGUAAUGAACAUCAUCGAUAUCAUCGCGAUCAUUCCGUACUUCAUCACCCUCGCCACAGUGGUGGCCGAGGAGGAGGACACGCUUAAUCUACCUAAGGCGCCAGUGAGCCCGCAGGACAAGAGUACGAACCAAGCGAUGUCCCUGGCGAUCCUCAGGGUGAUCAGGCUGGUCAGAGUGUUCCGGAUAUUCAAGUUAUCUAGGCAUAGUAAAGGCCUCCAAAUCCUCGGGCGGACCCUCAAGGCCUCCAUGAGGGAACUUGGAUUGCUCAUCUUUUUCCUCUUCAUUGGUGUGGUGCUAUUCUCGUCGGCGGUAUACUUCGCGGAGGCCGGCUCCGAGAAUUCGUUCUUCAAAUCCAUUCCGGACGCGUUCUGGUGGGCCGUUGUCACGAUGACGACCGUGGGCUAUGGUGACAUGACGCCCGUGGGAGUCUGGGGAAAGAUCGUGGGCUCAUUAUGCGCGAUUGCCGGUGUCCUGACGAUCGCUCUACCCGUCCCCGUUAUCGUCUCCAACUUCAAUUACUUCUAUCAUCGUGAGACUGACCAGGAAGAGAUGCAGUCGCAGAAUUUCAAUCAUGUGACCAGCUGUCCAUAUCUUCCUGGCACUUUAGGUCUGAAGAAGAUCUCGAUGUCGGAAUCCUCGUCGGAUAUAAUGGAACUGGAGGAGGGUACUUUGUUUACUCAUCCAGAGAUAACGAAGAAGUCAAAUUGCAACCCUCGCCACAAUAACAAUAUCAAUCCAGCCUGCAUGAGCAUCGAGACUGACGUUUGACUACUAGUGAAGGAGAUGGUGGCAGCGUGGUGGCCGUUGCUGAGCCAGUUGUCAAAGACCAACUGCAGCUUCCUGCGGUACCUGACGUAGGCCUCCUUCACACCUCGUCAUAACCGUAACGGCUGGUGCCAGCGUCACAUCUCACCAGCCUGUCCAAUCAGAUCCGUCAGGGGCGCCUCAGGUCAAGAUUGCGAGAGGUUACCAAGGAUCACGCAAUUCUCCGGGAAGUCGAUCGGGUGCUUCCUUCAUCCGUGAUGAGAAACGGGGAUGAGAGAUGGAAUAGACCCAAAAUGUCCGAGCAGCAAGAACGAAUCUAUCCCCUUUCUCGAGACGUCAUCAUCUCUCUCGCCAUUGCUUCAGAAGACUUGCGCCUCACGUAAGGAUCUACGUGCGAACGAAGGGGACGGGAUAUUCCUCACUCGCGUGCCAUGCAAGUACGCGUGCGGCCCGAAUCCCCCACACCACCGACUCCAGUGUUCAAAACAAAAAAAUAAAAUAAAAAAUAAAAAUAUAACAAAUGAUAUCGAAAAAACAUCGCGGCGUCUUCGUAUAAGCGCUGUCGAGUGUCCCACCCGUCCCUGCGGGCUCCUCCGAUUUCCGGUAUCCGACGAGUGAAAACGGGAAGGGGGAGCCGAUAGAGGCGGCAAAACAAACCGGGAUCGUACCAGAUAAUACUAUAUUAAUUAUUAUCGAUACAAUUAAUACCGAGUAACGUACACGUAGGGCGAGGGUAAAUUAACAAAGUACGUUUUAUGAUUAUCGCGAGUGCGGAUGAGGACACUUGGACGAAGACGCUGCUUGCAGAAGAGGCGAAAACUGCGGAAACGGCAAAGAGGCACGCGAAAGAAGCAUCAAGGAUGGAGGAACAACAUUUAUAGAGAGAAAGCGAGAGAAAGAAAAAAACGAGAGUGAAAGCAAGAGCGAAAGAGAGUGAGAGAAAGAGAACGAGAGCAAGAGAUGAAAAAUAUUCCGUUUCUUUUUAGUCCUUUUUCAUAAAAAACAAAUAAGCUAAUUUUUAUAUUGAGUUAUCACAUUACAUAAUGCAUUAAUAAUGUGAGGCAAUUAGGUAACAGAGUUAAUUUGUCCUAUUUGUUACACACAUUUGCAGAUACAUGCGUAUCUAUUUACGCGUAAAUAGAUUACAUAAGUGCCGAUGAAGUUAAGGUCGAAAUCGAAUAGUGCCAUUUCAUAUAAACGAAAGAUUAAUAUAUCAAUGAAAAGAUUAAUCAUAAUAAUUACACAUUUGCGAAAAUAAUGACGCAAACGAUUUCGAUGAUAUCUACAUGUAACUGCAAAAGUUGCUUUGCCAAUGUCGGUUUAUGCACCCCUGCCGCUUAAAAUUUCUAUAAUUAAAAUUAUCUAUAUCGAAUAUAUCCGAAGAAAAAAAAACUAGAGGCAUAUUGUGAAAAAUCAAAAUGUUACUUAAACUAAGUAUCAUUUAUGACGAAAAUUAUUGAUGUCAAAUUAUAGCACAAUAUUAUCUUUAUAAUUGAAUCUUUGUAUUAGAUAUAUAAAAGUGAAUCAAUUUGCAUGCUUAUAUUUGAAACGAAAAAUAAUAGAAACUAGGCCUCAGCAUUAUAAGUGGCAAGGGUGUAUGUUCAUAUGUAUGGGUGGUGAAUUUUAAAGAAUUACAAUAGAUUGAAUAUGAAGAUGAUCGCGCGAGAUGAUACGAGAGGGAUUGUAAUGACAACAAGUGUCCAAAAAAUCAAAACCGAAAAUGUCUGCCGAUGGCGCGCGUUUUUAUCCAAAUCAUAAUUUAAAAUUUUUCAACGCGUUCGAUUUGAUAUUUCUGUCUUCGAUAUAUGCGAUAGUGACUUUUCAAGAAUCGUGGAUGAUUGCAUCGAGGACAGAAUAAUGACUAUUCGACAUUAACGAUGGUUAGCGUGUAUAAAAGUACGCGUGUGUUAAAAAUAGCUCAUAUAUUACGUUCUUCGACUUUAUCAAAGCUCAAAGAUCAAAGGAUUACUGUGCGAUUCCUUACGGAACUAAAUUUUGAUUCGUCUCGGAACUGCCAGAGGUAUAUCCUUGAUAACGAGAAGUUAUAAAAUGUCGAGAGAAAACAUUACAAUAACUCUUAUAGUUUUCCUCUUCAUCUGUAAACAAAUUUUUAAUGGAAUCAGUGUUCUACAAAAGUUGUUCUUAACUCAUCCGAAACAGAAUGAUAUAUUUCGGUGAUCAAAGAAGUAAAAUUUAGGUUAUUGUUUUGAGUUUUAAGUCAGAUGGCAACAGAAUGUGUAUCAAGCAGGAAGAGGAAGACACAUUGUCAAGACAAAUUACUGUUUGGAGAACGAAUUGGCACGCCAAUCAAUCCUAAUACCUAAUCUCUUCCCGGAGAGAUUUUCCAAAUCUGUUCGUCUCAAAGUUCCACUUCUUUUAGUACGACAGAAAUAUGUCGCAGAAUCACCCAAAACUGCCAAUUUAACGCUCUCGAUUUAUAUCACGCCAAGGAAUUACUCCAGGUACAUCCUGCGGAGUCAAAUCGAUUUAAAUCCGAUCAAUAUUCGACGUGCUGAUUCGAUUCAAAUUCGAUGAAAACCAAAGUCAAGUAGGGAGACAUAUCUUCACUUAUGUAGAAUUCAAGGAUAUAAGAAGGGAAGAGAUAUACAUGCAAACGCGCAAACAUACAAGGUCCUCGUUCCAUCUCCCGAAGUUACCGACUUUUGAUUGUUAUUCGACUCGAUGAAGGAAAACCGAAGCAGAGCCCAGGUGAACCUUUUCAGUAUCUAUUUACUUUCUAUUGUAUACAUCGUGCAUUAGUUUUCAUUGAUUGGCAUACGUUAAAGCAUUAUAUUGCUAAUAUGACAUAUGCUAAUUUGACAAAGUUUGUAUACAAAGUUUACUUAGAUUACUAUACUUAGUUUUGAUACUGAAGGGGUUAACUAAAUCUGUUUAACAAGGCACAUGUGAUUUAAGGCUGAUACAUAAUGAAAAGAAAAUAUAGGAGCAAGAAGUAAAAAAUUAGUUUGCCAAUAUUAACUUAAAAAACAAAGAAAUAGUUGUGCAAGUAGUAACAUGAAAAAAUAGAUAUUAUCGAGCAACAAAAUCAAUGGAGUUUAGGCUCAUAAUCGUCAACCAUAAUAUAAGUAAUAUGGAAAUAUCUAAAAGAGACAUUCAAUUAGAGCAUAGACACGAUUGAGAAAAAUCGAAUAGAGAAUAUUUCGCCUUUUAAGAUGGAAGUUUUGCACUGAUUUAACUGAUCGAAAAGGAAUGUAAGAUCCGCAUUAUUCGCGACAUAUAUUUAUUCCCGAUUCGUUCGAUGCACUAUCCAUUGUUUGUUAAUAACUUAAUAUCAGCUUAUGCUCCUUGUUCUUAUAUUUCAUUGUGUAUCGGCUGUUUUAAAUAUGCGAUCGAUUACGCAAAUGGCGAAGCAAUUAAUUCAGAAAAAAAAAAACAAAAAAACAAAAAAAAAACAAGGAAAGAAAAGAUAAAUCGAUUUUAAUUGGUAAUCUCUCUUAGAAGUAAUUUUAACAAACAGCUAAUCUCAUUUUUUAAUAGUAUCACAAUAUCGACGAUGAUGAAAUUUUAGAGUUCACGAAAUGAAAGAGAUUGAGAAAGAGAGAGAAAGAGAUAGAGAGAGUGAAUGCAAGUGCAUGUGUGCGCACGUGUGUGUAUGUAUGCGUAUACAUGUAUAUAAAAGAGAGAGAAAGAUGAAAGAAGCAGAGAAAUAAUGGAAUAUAUAGAGAUAUAACAAGAUAUAUAUUGAUACAAUAAUUACACGGAGAUUUAAGUUACACGCUUUUAAUACAAUACUCAGACCUCUCGCCUCGCUGAUUUAGUCCGAGAAAAGAAAUAUAGAAAUAAUAAAAAAGCAAAAUAUAAAAAACUAUGCAUCAAACUACCAGCCUAGCUAAAAUCGUGAAAGAAAGAGAGAGAGAGAGAGAGAGAGAGAGAGAGAGAGAGAGAGAGAGAAUGUGUGAAAACAAGAGACAAAAGUGAGUAAAAAAUUUGUUCUAUGAACGAUAAAUUUAUAUUACUACUAAAAAAUACUAUUACUGUACUAUCACUACUGCAACCGCUAUUACUAUUACUAUUACUACUAUUACUCUCUUAUCAUUACUAUAUUUACUAUUAUUAUUAAAUACUAUUGCGCUAUUACUAUUACUACUACUACUGCUACUAUUACAAACCGAACAAAAAAAAACACGCUAUGGUGAAGUAUUUAGAUAACGAGAAACUACUCCGCUAGGCAGUCAGUAGCCGUUAGAGUACACGAAGAUAGCCAUUAGGUGGCGAAUUACGACAUCAUCGUUGUCGCUGCGUCGGAUUAUUCAUAAUAAUUGUAUCAAAAUUCCAAGUCUACAUAGAAUCGAUCAAGCCAAGGCGGUUAUACAUAGUCGGCUGAAUAAAUAUGAAAAAUAGGCCGCCAAAUAGAAAAAAAAAUAUUAUAAAAUAUCAGAUAUACGUUGUCGUUCCGUUCGGUUUCCAUCGGCAGACUUUCGUUGCCUGAAAAUAAAUACCAAGGAUCGAGCUUUCAUGACGACCUCUCAAAGAUGAACACAUCUUUCGAUUUAUCUUAUUCUAAAAGUUACACGCGCGUAAUUACUCAUAGAGCACACAAAUUAAAUAUUAAUUAAAUUACUUCCAAUUUUUUUGUCUUAUUUGAAUAGCUCAUUAAAGGAAUGAAACCAAAAUUAAGUUGAUAUCUAAAACAAAGUUUACAUAUGAGAAAAUUUAUACUAUCGAACUUAUUCAUUCAUUGAAGAUUUAGAAAAUCGCGAUACAGAAAUUGGAUUUAGUUAAUCAUUAAAAUGAUCGUUAAAAUUCUUUCCGCUCACUUUCCGCACGUAUUUGAGGUCGUCAUGCAAAAGCGAAUCCUCGAAAAUUCGUUGGACUUCCAUUACGUUACGCCGUGUCUAUUUUUAAUUACGCGAAGAAAGAAAGAAAAAAAAAAACCCAAACGAGGUGUCACGGAAGUGUAACUUUCAACGUUUUCUGUUUGUGCACCGGGGCACGAUAAGGCGUCUUGUAAAAGGGCACAGGACGAGCGAGCGGGAGUAGUCGCCGAUGUUCCUUCUGUAAAAUUAAGUCACCUGCAUUCCUGGAGGAAGAGGGAAAAGAACUUUUCUCCCCUAUCAUCCUUUCCGCUGUGGUCUGUACGAAUCGAUUAACGAAGCGAUUGUUGAUUAUCGAAGCGUUCCCUCCGUCGAGGAUCCAGGAAAGAGACAGAAAAAGAGGAGAAGAGGAGAACAUGAAUAACGCGAAUGAGAGUACGAAGGGAAAAGCGAAAGAGAACGAGUGAAUGGAAGUAUGUCUGAGAAUGAGUGAGAGGGAGAGAAGAAAAUUAUCGGUAGUGAGAGAAUUAUGCGAGUCGAAGAUGCAUUCCGAAAUAAUUAGUUAACAAUUAAAAAAAGAAGAGAAAUAACUAGUAUCGCUACGAAGUUAGAAUUAUAUUUCGCUAUCGCCAUAAAGCGAGACGACUUGUCACUGCUAAUUAAUUAACGCGAAAAGGGGUCGCAAAUAAGAGGAGUAAAUCGGCGCGCCGUCGAGAGUUCCCUUUUUUGAUCAACCAAAAGAUAAAUAACUAAUAAUAAUAGUAAUAAUAAUAACAAUAAUAAUAACUCGUAUGGUAAUCAGGCUGGGUAGGAUAUUACGAAUUAUUAUUCAAAGAAGAUAAAGCGAGUAAUUAAAAGCAAUUUAGAUGCCGGCGUCAUUCUCGAACAUCCUCCAUCUUUGUCUUGAUCCCUCCGUGGAUCGCCACGAUCGAUUCUUCCUUGCUCGAUUUCUCAUUAUACGAUCAACACCACUAUCGAAAUAUAAAAUAGCAAUAAGCUGCUAAAAUUAGUUGCUUGAUAUCAAGUGAGAAUAAUCCAAUCAUGGAGAUAAAAAAUCGAUAUGUGAAAGGUAAAAUCGAUCGCCAUGAAUCCUCGCGCAUUUAAAAAUACGAGGGUAUUAGGAAUGGCACGGAGGAUGCUCGAGCGCCGUCUGUGUGAAUAAAAGAAAGAAGAAAAUAGUAAAAAAGAAGUAAUACAAGCGAGAAACAAGUACGAGCGCUCGUAGAUCGAGACGACCGCUUUCAAGUGAUAUAUUUAGGUAUUAUAUGAGUCUCUCUCAAAACGUAUUUUAAAGCGCUGCUGAAAAAAAAUAAUGUAAUGUAUAAGAAUUAAAACGAACGUUUGUUAUCAUUCGGAUAACGUUUUCGACGAUUAAUUUGUGCCGCGACGAGUAUUACGUGUAAAUGUAUACAAAUAUAUCAUGUAUAGGGUAAAUCGUAAAGAGCAGGAAAGUUAUAUUUUGUUGAUGAGUGUGUUUAUACAGUUGAGUUUGUAUAAACAUUUCAUUCGUUGCCGUUAUUUAUCUCAAACUUUUAAAAUCACAAUUUUGCAAUAACUUGUAAAAAAAGUAACGUAUUAAUUUUUAAUUUAUUCCCUUUAACGAAAUUUGAAUCGGUAGAACUUUAAUUCAUUGAGAGAUGAUCGUACAACGAUUUUGUAAUCAGGUCUUGUAUCAAUUCUUCCCGGAUCAAAGAAAUGUGAGUGUUUCCAAAUUUAUUGUGGAAUAAUUACUACCGAUACCGUACUUGACGCGAAAUGCCCUAUUUCACGUACAUGAUAUAUAAAUAUAUAUACACACCCGAAAUAUGUAUAUCUAAUUGUAACGGAUAUGCCGGAACGGGAACACGGGAUAAGUAAGAACCGCGAGAGGAAAGAGAAUAUGUGGCUCGUAAAUUUGCAAAGUGGAAAGAAGUAAUUCGUUUUUGCGAAGAGUAGAAAGUACUAAUGUUACUAUAUAUAUUCGUACAUACGCGGACACGUACACGUACACAUAUACAGAACAUAAAUACACAACGACGUACACGGAUACAAGAAUGACUUUCGAAUAAGCUAUUUAGUAGGGUAAAUCUAAAAAGAAAACCGAAAAGUAUAUAAAAAAUUUGUAAUGCGAGGGCUGCACGCGGUGGCAGCCACCCCUGCCAUACUAGUCGGUCAAAAUCCAUUUUGUGAAUUAAUUAAAUUAAUUAAUUGAUUGAUCGAGAACUCGUUUAUAUAGUGUUGAGCACUGUUUUAAGUGCUUUUCAUUUUUUGGCUGUGUGAAGCUUGUACUAAAGUAAUUUAAAAUGGGGGAAAAGUCAUUUAAUUAUUGAUUGACUUUGCGCAAUCACUCUCGAAAUUUCCGUAAAGCAAGAAGAAAUAAAUAAAAAAUAUAUGAAAAGGAAUAAAUGUGAGAAAAAGAAAGAGAGAAAAAAAGAGGAAAAGAAGAGAGAAUUUUGUGAUGUAUCGAGAUCGCACUAAGCGGAAGAGAGAUAUAAUCGAAAAUAAGUGAAGAAGAAACGAAGGAAAGAGCGGCCGCAAUUCAUAUUCGAUCGCGCGUGAAGAGUUAUUAAUAAAAUAAUAUUACUAAGUAAAAAUAAAUAAAAUAAAAAUUAUAAUAAUAACGCAAAUAAUAAAAAAAAAACUAAUGGGCAUAUAUUAAUAAUAUCCGAUAAGUCGCACAUAAAUGCCACGUUUCCUUCGAUACGUUACAUGUAUAUUACAUAAUUCCGCAUCUCCGUUUGUACGCAUUUUAACAAACAGAGAGAGAAAAGAGAAAAUACAAGGAGGAAUAAUGAGGACUAAUAAGCGAAUUACUACAGAGGAUACAUUUAAAUAGCAUAUAUAGAUACCAAAGGAAAAGAUAACUAUAUUACUCUUAACGGUACUAGCUCACACAAAUAUCCUGCCGAGUUGCCCCGGGUUACGCUAAGAGCCAUCUGGCCCAUUUUAACACAAACAAAAGAUUUAUUAAGUUUAUAAGUGCUAAGAGAAGCUAAGCCCAACGCCUUAUUCAGAAUUAAACGGAAACUAUGAGUAAAGAGAAGAGAAAGAGGAAUGUAAGAAAAAAGGAUAAGGGAGAGACAAUAGUGAGAGAGAGAAGUAAUAAAAAAUAGGAUAGAAAAAUAAGAAAAAGGAGAGAGAGAGAGAGACGUAAAAAAGGUGAAAAAUAUAGGAGACAGAAAAGGAGAAAUAUAAGCUCUUAUAGAGAGAUUGAAUAUGGAGUGAAAGAAAACAGCAUGUAACACAUAUAAUCUAUUUUUCGCCUGCGCCAAAUAAGAUCCUAUGAAGAUAAUUAUUAUGAUUAUAAAAGGGAAAAAAGAGAAGAAACCGCUAAUUUUUCUAACAAACCCGCGUAUGCCGCCAGGAGACGACCGAUGUCCUUGCGGCACGAUUUUUUGUAAAGCCACUAUUUCUAUAUUGCGUGACGGGGUUGCUGCAACUGCGUCGAAGAUGACAGAGAAGAGAAAAUUCAGCGUAAACAUUUACCGAUUUCAGCAAAAGAAUGCACGAUCGGAGGAGCGAACUGAGAUAUAAGAUGGCCGCAAUGCACGAGACUCGGCAAUGAAUUUACACAAUUGAGGAGAGAUCUGUGAUAUUACAAUUUUCCAUGAAUAUUUUUUGGAUAAUUGAAUAAAUUUCUUUAAAAAAAAAAAAAAAAUUAUUUUAGAAAAGAGAGAUGAAAGCGACAGAUCUUUGUAAAUUCGUUGAAUUUUGUUUUGCACACACAUUCUAUUAAAGAUUUUUGCUGUCACAAACGUUUUAAAUCUUUGAUUCUAUCAAUUCGAAAUUAUGAUUUUUUUUUUUCACCUUACGAGAUUCAUUAUCGUGACUCGUGCAUAUCUUUCAUCGUAGAUUGAAUAUUGGUAGAUUGAAUAUUGAUACGGAGAUCAAAUUCCGUUAGGGUACCAAGGCACUCAGGGCAACGUUUAAUAUCGAUCUUAUUUGUACGUGGUGAUCUAAGCUAAAUUUUCGUUAUACAUUCAUUACACUGAGUAGAAGAUGCUAAAUGAAAAAUUCACGCGCAAUAUACUCAAAUGCAUCCGUAGCUUUUAAAUGAAGUAAAGAAAUAAAAGGCUGCUCUCCCGAUUAUUAAUAAUUGACUCUUUAAAAGUAAUCGCGCAUUUUGUAGAGGAAUGAAGCUUCACAAGUUGUUAUGUCACACUCGGAACUAUCAGAAUGUAGCAAUAGAUGAUUUAUACCGAGUACUUUCUGCGUUUUUUUUUUUCCUUUCUUUACAUACGCAGAUAUAAAUGCAUAAUGUGGUUUACUCGAGUUUCAUACAAAGUACGCGAAUAACUGAGCUAAUAAUAAUGAAAUUAUUUGUGCAAAUUAGAGUUGCCGUUGCUUUAGUGAGCCAUUGAUGAUAACGAGUUACGCGAAAUCGUAAGUAAAAAGAUAGGAGGGGGGGGGGAGUAAUGAAAGCACUAAAGGAAAAGAAUUCACAAAAGCUAAACAUGCGUCGAAGGGGAUCACGUAUGAUGUAAUAUCGUAUAACAAGCAUAUCCAAUAAUACCAACACCAAAGAAUACUCGUGAGAAAAAGAUGAGAAGUUUUCGAGAAACUUGGUUCGAGAAAGAGAAAAUGUGAUUAUGAAAAAUAAUUAUUAGAGAGAAAUCCUUUUAUAUAGAAUAAGAGAAGAUUGAGUUUUUUUGUUACAAGUUGGAACACACACUGGUGCAUUGUUACAUAUACAUGAGAAUUAUGUUUCUUUCGUCGAAUCAUAAGGAAAGUCGAUAGGGGCUAUGUAUAGGUUUUGGAGGGAGUAAGAGUGUGAUAUAAAAGAAUCGAUUUAUCAAUCGAAAAUUCAUACACCUUAAGACAAAACGAUCCCUAAUCACUAGCUGUGCACUAAGGACAACUACGUAGUGCUCAUAUAUAGUCCGUUUGUUAAUGUUUCAGAUACUUUAUUAAAUGUUGAUAUAAUAUACUGCUACAUUCCUUGUUUGUGUAUGCCGAAACCUAUUUCAAGUCUUUAACCCUUUAUAGAUUUCUAAAUGCCUCAACACCUAAUGUGAUUUAAAUAUGCAUUAUUUAAUGACUAAUGUGUUAUACAAAAGAUAAAAAUUAAUUUUAGAGAUCCAUACAUUUUAUUUAACUAAUUAUAUUAUUAAAAAGAUAAAUCUCUCUCUUUCGCGCAUAUAAUUUUCUUCACGAUUUAAUUCAAACACACAUACACACAUAACAAACAAAAAAACAUACACACACGUUAUAGAAGAUUUAGAUUAUAAACUCACUAAUUUCUCAGGUUAUAUAAUUUUAAAGAAAGUAUUGUUAACCCUAUAAAGGGUUAAAAAAUGAGUACCCUCCAUCCGUGUUAGCCGAUUGAUUGGUCAACCGUUCAAUCAUUAGCGCGUAUGUGAAUAUACAAGGUAAUUCGAACAACGUGAGAACUUUGCGAGCCGAUUAAAUGAUUCAAAAAUUUUGAGACAGGCUACAUGCAAUCUUAUGCGAAUAAGUCUUACGUAUGUUUUAAUAAAUUAAUUAAUUUCUCCGUCUUAUUUUGAACCGUUUAAGAUGCAUGCAAAGUUCUUAAAUCGUAUUCUCGAAACACCCGCUACAGAUAUAGUUAUAGUACUUCAAGGUAUUCUCAUAAAAUCGAAUCGACGUUUCGCGGAAAAAGAUGAGAGACAAAACGGGAUAAAUGUAAAGAAUAAAUUCUAGAAGAAUGAAUAUCAGAGCGAGAAAUUAUCUUGAUAUUGCGCAAAUUUUCUUAUUCUUGCAAAUUAAUGACAUUUGUUUCUUAUAUGACACAUUAAAAAUUGUAACUUUGAUUUAUAAUUAGAAUAUAAUGUCAAUAUAUUGUAUUGUAUGUAUUUUUUUUUUCGACAGUUGAUUUAAGAUCAGUUUUCAUAAUUAAUAUAAGAUGUGUGCGCGAAUAGAGAGAUAUUCGAUUCUGCUAAUUUAAUAAUUCAAUUUUUCGCUAAUUUUGAAAUUAGUAUUGAGCUGUAUAUAACUUGCGUGAUUUAACCGUUUGACUGCUAAAGUACGUAUCUUCAAUUUUACUUUUCAUUUCUAAAAUAUAAACGAGAAAUAUAUGUAAUCUUGUUUUUUGUUAUAAAAGAAAUAUCAUAGACAAAGUAUAUUCGUUAAACAUAUAAAAUUCAAAUAAUACGAACAAAAUGAAAUAAUUUGUUGAAUUUAUAGUUAUUAACUGUUUUGAACAAUCUCAUUACACAUUCAAGAUAUAUGACUCUAAUUUUUGUCUUACACCGAAUUCUUUAGAAUCAGGCAAUCACAUUUAACGUUGCACAAUAUAAAGCAUAUAUUUUAUUAUUAUCAAAUAUUCUUACACGCGCUCAAACGGUUAAUCGGAAACUCUCCGAUUCGCAUAACUAAAGAGUUCUUCGCUGCCAAUUAAUUAUCGCUAAUUAGAGAUAGGCCGAUGUCAAGCGAUCGCUGAUACGAAAUCAAAUGGGUGCUUUAAAUGCGCUGAAAAUUUCUCAAUCGCGAAGGAAAAGAGAAAUAAAAUCGAUUUCACACGAGUCACAAAUUAAUACGUAUCAUUUUGCUUUUCACACGAGCAAUGUUGUCUCGUUCUCGUGCGAAAUAUUCGAUGUAGGAGAAUAUAUACUUGUAUGUCGUUCCGCUAGUGUCCAAUGGAGAAUUUAGACUUGUUAGACCUAUAAGUUCCUGGCGCUUAUGGAACUUUAGAAUGUACAAAUCAAACCACUGUUAGCGUCUGAAUGUGAUUCAAGUGCGAUCUUAUUGCGAUUACAUCGUGAUAAUUGCGAUCGAAUCGAUUGGGAUUUAAGUGUAAACCAAUUGUAAUACAAUUGUGGUUUGUGUUUUAAUUUGAUUGUGAUCCGUGUGAAAUCGUCUAAGAAAGGGCAAAAAAAAACAUGGCAACCUCAUCUCUGCUAAUAUGCAUUCGCUAAAAUAUUGAAAGGAUCACGAACUAUCCCGAGCCUGUACAGAUGGCAACAUAAUAUCGAUAUUUUUUGAAUGUUGAUUCCUCAGUCUUCAGAGAUGGCAAAGAUAAUAUCAGUAUUUUGGAAAUAUACGUUUCUGCCACUUUCAGCGUAUUUAGCAGUAACAAUAAUAAUGCUUUGCAAAUAUCAAUUGACUAAAAAUAUCGACUUUUGCCAUCUUUAAGCAUAUUAAUAUAAUAUCAAUUAUUAAGAAAUAUCGAUAAUAGCAGCAAUUUUGCCACUCCAAGCCCAUGAUAAACACGCCAUGAAAAAGCGCUCACAAAUAAUUUGUAACGUUUUAUAAAUAAAUUGGCAUAUCAGUCUUAUCAAUCGCGAGAAAGAAUGAAAGAAGGGAGGGUAAAGUGUGAAAGAAAAACUUUCCUUCUGAAAAAGAAAAAAAUAUACAAGUGUACAAUUGAGCAAAAGGAAACAUGUGUGAAUGAGAGAAAGUAUGAAAGAGAAAAAGAAAGAGAGAGGGAGAAAAAUAAUUCGUAAAAAAAACUCUAUUAUUCUCACUUCUUCAUCGAUGAACGCUCUGCUGGUUUGGAGCUGUAGUCAUAUCGUUAGUGUAUAAGUCUGUAUGUGACGGUGUUAAUUAUUGUAAUAUAAAAGAACAGGAGAUAAAUGCGCGAUAUAAGAGAAGAGAAGGAGAAAUAACGUACUAAGUCAUUACUAUCACAGGAGAGGAUUAACAUAUAGAAAGAUAAAAUGGAGAAAAAGAUGAAUGCGAUAUCAUUUGUCUGGUAUUACUGGGCAUGCUUCGAAAGGAUAGUUUUUUAUAAGCCAAGAUUCUGUUUCUCAUCCCCGCAGACGCCAUGACUUUCCCCCUUUAUCCCCCGAUUUUUAAUCAAUAUUUUCACUAUUGAGACGUAAACUUCUUUCCGUUUGUGUUACGCGAGCUGGACCGCUUUUUGCAAAAGAUAGGAAGGUAAAGUAAGCACGAGUAGAGUAUGUGUAAAUGAAGAGCGAGAGAGAAAGAGAAAGAGAGAAUCUGGGAGAACUUGAGAGGAGAGAAUGUGAAAAAAAAAAGAAAAAACGAAAGAGAUAAUAAAUAAGGAUAAGAAAGGAGAGCGAGGCUUGGCGAGAAAAGAAAACGAGAAA
Messenger RNA from Cataglyphis hispanica, 14464 nucleotides. RefSeq names its product potassium voltage-gated channel protein Shaker (gene shaker). Gene Ontology annotation, molecular function: protein binding; delayed rectifier potassium channel activity. Bases 16 to 1704 code for a protein of 562 amino acids. Gene Ontology annotation, cellular component: voltage-gated potassium channel complex; membrane. Gene Ontology annotation, biological process: potassium ion transmembrane transport; protein homooligomerization. Lineage: Eukaryota; Metazoa; Arthropoda; Insecta; Hymenoptera; Formicidae. The transcript is spliced from 8 exons. The record is from RefSeq and is a predicted model, not a curated record.